AUGCAUCAAAUGUUUGUGGAUCAUACUUUGUGGGUGAAGGAACCUGGCAUUUCUGACCAUGGUGUUUUGUGGUUGCAGGACAAGGUGCCAAAGAAGGUGAAGAAGUAUGAGUUCAAAUUCCAGAAUCUGGUAAUUGAAAUGGAUGGUUACAAGGAGAGAGUCCAGCAGAGUUGGGGGCUGCAUGAGCAGGGCACUAAGCAGUAUGUUGUGUGGCAAAAGCUGCUUAGACUCCAAAAAGUUAUAAAAAGUUGUAGCAAGCCUAUCAUUGGGCUUUCUAGACAGAUUGAGGAGGCCAUGAGAAAUCUUAGUAAAGCUCAAGAAAACCUCAUGAGAAACAGAUUCAACACAAAGGAGAUAGACACAAUGAAGCAGCGGAUGGCUGAAAUCAACAAGCUUCAAACCUGGGAGGAAAAAGCUCUGAGUCAGCGUGCUAAAAUUAAUUGGCUGCGCCUUGGUGAUGGGAACAAUAAUUAUUUUCAUGCCCAUCUGAAGAGCAAAUGGCACAAAAGUACUAUCAGUGAGCUUAUUAAAGAGGAUGGUUCCAAAGUGACUAGUCAUGAAGAGAUGGAAGCUGAGAUUCUGAGAUUCUACAAGGAGUUGGUUGGCACUACUCCUACUAGCAUCAAGAAGAUUGAUAUUGUGGCCAUGCGUAAUGGGCGACAAUUGACUAAAGCCCAAGGUGAUGUCCUUACGAAAAAGAUAGAAGAUAAAGAGAUUUGGUACAAGAUUAAUGGGCAAACUACUAAAGUUUUGAGUGCUAGGAGGGGGCUGCGGCAGGGAGACCCAAUAUCCCCCAUGCUGUUUGUUUUGGUUAUGGAGUACCUCCAUCGGUUAACGGACAAGCUGCAGAAUAACACCAGGUUCCAAUUUCAUUCUCGUUGUGAUAAAAUCAAGAUUGUUGAGUUGAGCUUUGCUGAUGACCUCUUAAUGUUUGCUAGAGGGGAUUCUCAAUCGUUUUAA
Molecule: messenger RNA, 960 nt
Organism: Vicia faba (fava bean)
Lineage: Eukaryota; Viridiplantae; Streptophyta; Magnoliopsida; Fabales; Fabaceae
Source: the annotation of a GenBank genome assembly